CACACGCCACCAGAGGAGAGUUAGUUAUUCUCGAGCUGAAGCUAUUGGCGGUUGAUACUUAAGUCCUAAGUUAACCGUCAAUUUGUCCCAUUCUUCAUACUUUAGAACACCCUUAUCCUUACUCAAAUUUCACCUCAGGUUAUCAUCGGUAGCAUAGACAAGAACAAUUUCCUGAUCAUGUCGACAACUUUUCCACUAGCUUCUGAGGAUCAAUCUGGGACCUCGGCCGCAUCUCCGGAGAUUGAACGGUCCACUAAGCAGGCACAAGCUGGAUGCCUUAAGCCAGAUGAAGUAUCGAUCUUAGAGGAUCAAGAGAACCAUGGGCCGGCCCUCAAGGAUUUCCGUGGUACUCGAUGCAUCUUAACGGUACGCUGGGGUGACGGGAAGUUCGAAUACAUCAAAAAAUUGGACGACAAUUCAAGAAACGGGCGUAUAGAAGUCUCCUCCACUCCGAAUCCUCAGACUGGACGGAUAACCCUCAUAUUUGACAUGUGCUUUGUCGAAUAUUAUCCGCGACAAACUACACAACCGCACGAGAAUGAUCGCUCUUUGCAAUAUGGAAACCUCAAUAAGGCUUUCUACGGGCAGCUGCCUGAAGGUACGCCGGCUUUUGGGGACAUGCGUGCGGAGUCUCCGGAGGAUUAUCCGUCAAAUCUCUCCACCAUCCCCAACUCUCCGGGCAGAGGGGAUCAACUGUCAGCCGUACAGGAUGGUGCGGUUGACCAGCAGUACCAAACGUCGGUAGAUGGCGGUAAAGGACUCAAACGGUCAAGUAAUCUGGAGGAUGUGUCUGUAGCAGGUGUGAAAAGACAGAGGCUAUCGGACCCGGAAAAUCCCGCACAUAAACAGGCUGGAUCGCGAGAUCUAGACGAUUAGUCAAGUAGCAAUUUUGCGGCCAUAGACUGAAUUCGAAUACGAGGAUGCGGGCCUCCAGGAGCUUGG
Messenger RNA from Lasiosphaeria miniovina, 942 nucleotides. RefSeq lists its product as uncharacterized. The record is from RefSeq and is a predicted model, not a curated record. The transcript is spliced from 3 exons. NCBI's taxonomy places the organism in Eukaryota, Fungi, Ascomycota, Sordariomycetes, Sordariales, Lasiosphaeriaceae. The coding region runs from base 178 to 876 and encodes 232 amino acids.